AUGUGUAGCGUGCAUUAUAACCACUCGUAUGUGAGCAGCGGUGACAUGAACUCCCUGACUCUGGAGCAGAAGACGGCCUUCGCGUUCGUUCUGAUGCUGCUGGUCUUUCUCGCUCUGCUGAUCGUCCGGUGUUUCCGGAUCCUGUUGGAUCCCUACAGCAGCAUGCCCUCCUCGCACUGGGGGGACGGACUGGAGGGGCUGGAAAAAGGGACGUUUGAGUACACCCUCACCUGA
Messenger RNA from Trichomycterus rosablanca, 234 nucleotides. It is a transcript of the gene ctxn2, whose product is annotated as cortexin 2. The coding region runs from base 1 to 234 and encodes 77 amino acids. The transcript has a single exon. Lineage: Eukaryota; Metazoa; Chordata; Actinopteri; Siluriformes; Trichomycteridae. The record is from RefSeq and is a predicted model, not a curated record.